GAUCAUUGCAUUGAAAUGAUCAGACAGAAUAUCAUGUGCAAUGCCGACGUGACGAUGAUAACAUGGGACUGGGUUGAAGGACACGAUAUCCCAUACCCUAACUUCAACAACCGCCACCAAUGCAGGAACUACGAGAAAAUCUUGGAUUGGGCUGAUAAGCACGCCGUUCAUAUCGAAAGAUCUGAGGUCACUCGCCUCGAAGAUACGAUUGAACUCCCCUUACCCAUCUAUCCAAUGAACCAUGAUGUAUAAGGAAUAACGUGCUGCUUACUUACUACGUACAUAAAUUCACGAGUAUCUUGCAAGAACGGCAAUGGCUGUCAGCUCAGUCGAAUUAAUGUAUUGUAACUACAUCCAAUGGCAUGAAUGAAUGAAUAAUACAU
Molecule: messenger RNA, 383 nt
Organism: Suillus subaureus
Lineage: Eukaryota; Fungi; Basidiomycota; Agaricomycetes; Boletales; Suillaceae
Exons: 1
Coding region: 16-252 (78 amino acids)
Biological process (GO): mycotoxin biosynthetic process
Source: RefSeq, a predicted model, not a curated record